CAAGGUUUUCAGCAGCCAGAAGCUGCAUGCAAAAAUGUAGCCUACAUCCCAGAAAGGGUAUUCAGUGAUCCUCUUAUUGCUAUUGUGGUCUGUUAAAGGCAUGUCCUGGGGAUGUUAAGUGCUGUUUCUGUGGAGACCCAAUCAUAAAAUUUAUUGAGCAUAGUGUUAAGGAUGGAAAUACUGCUCCACAGCUUUUGUAAUUUAAAGCUAAAUCUGUAUACAAUCUGUUUCAAAACCACUGUUGACUUGGGAUUAUAUUAUUAUAUAUUGUAUUAGCAGCAGGUAGGACCUUUAAGAUAGUGUUGAAUAAAUUACACUGAUCACCCUUCUGUUGUAUGGUUUUGUUUAAAAUUUGCCCCAACCAAACGAAUCAAACUGAUUGGAACUCAAACUAAACGGCAUUCCAACUAAACGGCAUUCCAUUUCAAAUAUUGAUGUAGCACGUCUAUGGUAUUUUAAUAGGAUUCACUGGUAACUACGCAGAGUGGAGUACAAUUAAGGCAAGGCAAGUAACUUAAAUCGGCCGAGUGCAUAAUGUUACGACUACUUAUAAUUACAAACAGCCUGAAAUAUACUCCAUUCAGUCGAGUUCUCAUUACUUAUAUGCUUAUGGGAAGGUGUAGCCAAUGAUGUGUAAUGAGCUUUCACCACUUCUUGCUGUGUCCUCUUGAUAAAUGUGAUGGUGAAAGGCGUUUCAGAACUUAGGGAAACUUUUGAAGUUCCUUUACAUAUUCCUUUACUCUUCUUCAUUAGGAAUUCUCGGACUGAGUCGCUGCAGAGCUCGGAUAACUAG
Messenger RNA from Pocillopora meandrina, 793 nucleotides. The record is from the annotation of a GenBank genome assembly. Lineage: Eukaryota; Metazoa; Cnidaria; Anthozoa; Scleractinia; Pocilloporidae.